Microplitis demolitor is the source of this 1853-nucleotide messenger RNA. It is a transcript of the gene UBL3, whose product is annotated as ubiquitin-like protein 3. The record is from RefSeq and is a predicted model, not a curated record. Bases 245 to 613 code for a protein of 122 amino acids. Gene Ontology annotation, molecular function: protein binding. The transcript has 4 exons. Lineage: Eukaryota; Metazoa; Arthropoda; Insecta; Hymenoptera; Braconidae.
AAUAGUGCAAAUGAAAAAAUUAUAAGUAGUAUUUAUCAGUGCUAAUUGUGAAUUAUACAAAAUAUAUAUAUUAAUACAACAGUAGUUGUAACUGCAGUUGCUGAAUAGUGAUAGCAGAAUUGUCACUGACAUUUGCUGAUUACAUUGCUACUGUGUAAUUGAAACAAAAGAUUGUUUUCAUUUGUUGAUAAUCAAUCAUAACCUCUGGAUUAUUAUUACAACGCCAUUUUCACGGGAAUUUACCAUGAAUUCGAGAAAUAUUCCAUCUGAUAAGAUAAACUUACGUCUAAUCCUUGUCAGUGGUAAGACAAAAGAAUUUUUAUUUAGUCCAAGUGACUCUGCAGGAGACAUAGCCCACCAUGUAUUUGAAAAUUGGCCGGAAGAUUGGGCGGAAGAGGCCGUGGCAAAGGCGGAGAUCUUACGACUAAUUUACCAGGGCCGGUUUUUACAUAGCAAUGUAACGCUCGGUGCAUUGGGUCUUCCUUUCGGAAAAACCACAGUUAUGCAUCUAGUUCCACGAGAAAAUCUUCCCGAGCCUAAUUCUCAAGAUCAGAGACAAAAGAGCAAAGGCGGUGGAAGUAGUUGCUGCUCGGCAUCCUGUUGUAUACUCUAAAUGUUGGCUGCCUUGGAAACUCGUCGUGGUAUAAUAUUACAUAAACCAAUGGACAUAAUCCAAGUUAAGCCAUUGUUUUUAAAAUUUUAUGAUUAUGUAUGCAUAAUCGUUAGUGACUGAACUUGUGAGCGAUGUAGCUAAGAUUAUUAAUUAUGUUAUCUAAUGCUGUUGAUUAAAUAUCUUAAUCGUGGUGGGGAUAAGUUAUUUAUAUAAGUAAUGAACGAUAACAAAUUUAUACUCUGUAUUUUCUCUUUUUUUUUAAUUCUGUCAUACUAGGAAUAACAGUAAUUGAUUUAGUAUCGGAGCAAACAUCAUCAAUACACCAAGUUAAAAUAUCGUAUCAACGAUUUAAUAUUAUUAUAUUUCAUAAAAAAAAAAAUAAAAAUAAAUAAAUAAUAAUAAGUUUAGCGUCAGAGCCAAAUUUUAUAAUAAUAAUAACAACAACAAUAAUAAUAAUAAUAAUAAUAAUAAUAAUAAUAAUAAUAAUAAUAAUAAUAAUAAUAAUAAUAAUAAUAAGGAUAAUAACAAUAAGUAUAAUUGUAACAAGCCUUUGAAAUGACGUAAUUGCUCAUCAACUGUUGGAAGUUAAUGGAUACUUGAGCUUCGUCAACACAUUAAAUACGAAAUAAUAACUUGUUUAAUUAAAUAAAGAUUGGAAGAAAAACAAUAACAAAAUAAACAUAUUAACACUGACAUAUAGAACAUGAUAAAUAAACUGUGGUUAAUUUCAGCAGGCGUGUUCAAAUGCCUUUUUGUAUUAAUAAGUUCAUUGUCCUCUCUUUUGUAUGAAUCAUUCUUGCGUGCGAUUAUAAUUCAAUAUUGUCAUAUAUAGACACGAAAAUCCAGAGAUGAGUGAGAAAAUGUUUUUUUGAAAAUGUUAUUAAUAAAAGAAAGAUUUGUAAAAAGUUUCCCCGCUACGCCUCAAUACUAUAAUUAAACAGCAGAUACGUUCUCUGGCUUAUUAUUAUUAUUAUUAUUAUUAUUAUUAUUAUUAUUAUUAUUAUUAUUAUUAUUAUUAUUAUUAUUAUUAUAAUUAUUGUUAUUAUUAUUAUUAUUAUUAUUAUUAUGCUACAGUGCUUAAAGUUUCAAUCACUAUCAAAUUACUACCGCAGUGUUAUUAUGAUUACGUAAGCUAAAUACAUGUAUGAAUCUAUUUACAUUGAAAAAAUUGUGUGAAUGCGUGUUGUGCGAAUUAUUGAUAUAAUAAAUAAAUAAAAUAAAAAUAAAUUUAUGUUGUGAU